Molecule: messenger RNA, 2877 nt
Organism: Lepisosteus oculatus (spotted gar)
Lineage: Eukaryota; Metazoa; Chordata; Actinopteri; Semionotiformes; Lepisosteidae
Product: glucose-dependent insulinotropic receptor
Biological process (GO): adenylate cyclase-activating G protein-coupled receptor signaling pathway; regulation of metabolic process
Cellular component (GO): plasma membrane; cytoplasm
Molecular function (GO): G protein-coupled receptor activity; phosphatidylcholine binding
Source: RefSeq, a predicted model, not a curated record
UGACAACUCAGUUCAAAGAACAGUUUAGAAGUUGAUGGAUCCUUUUUUUCUAAGUACAGAUCUGCAAUUUUCUUUAAAAUUGUUUGUUUGUGUUUUUAAGGCAUACACCACACGGAAUCCUCUAGGAAGAUGACUUUUCCUUCCGGUGUGUCCUUUAUCCCAGGCUGCGCUUAUGGGAAUGGGAAUUCAGCCAGAUUCCAGACUGGAAAGGGGUGAAAGACUGAAAGACCACAGCUGGCUCUGCAUACGGACAGUGCUGUGGAAACAGGGAGAUCAGAGCAUUGGCUGGAGGGAAAUGCUCUUCUGUUUUUUUCCAGGACUGGUGCCUGGGUGCUCACGCUGUCUUUUGCGGUCAUUUCGCUUGUUUUUGCCUUUUGACGCGCGAUCCUUACGCAUUUCAACAUCAGCUGCAGUUGCAGACUUUGCUUUUCUGCCCCGGACUCUGCUCCAAAUCAAAACCUCUUUAUCCUGGGGGGGGGGGGCACCUUAUGCAAAAGCAUACUGUGGCUUACGAAUCCGCGCCCACUUAUUUAUUUAUUUUACAGUUUUUUUCAUGCUCUUGGCGACUCCUGUUCUUGGGGGAGUGUGGAACAGCGCACUCCAAGGAGGGAGAUAAAGGGUAGAGAGAGGGAGGGUGAGUGAGAGAGGGCUGGAGGACAGAUAAGAGAGCUCUGCAUGGGCUGUGCAUGUGUAGAGCUGCUCGAUGCCUCUGUGGAUGGAGCACUAAGGCUGCAACUAGCUUGCGUCUGUAGACUGGCACCCCAGAUGCACACAGUGUGGACAGCAAACCAUGUCUGUCACCCAUGACACACAGAGCACGGGACAGGCCUCCUCCUGUUAACUCUCCUGCCAGCGCAAGGGCAGUGCCAGGGGUCGAUCUCCAAGCAUGGACGCUGAGCUCUUAGGCUGGAUCCUGAGCAUCAGCUCGGUGCUCAUCAUCGCUACCAACGUGCUGGUGGGCGCCGCCGUCCUGCUGCUCAUCCGCAAGAAGGGCAGCCAGAGCUGGGUCUUCGUGCUCAACCUGGCGCUGGCCGACACGCUGGUGGGGCUCGCCAUCCCGGGCAUCGCCACCGAAGUGAUCGGCGCCCACUCCUCCUCCACCCACAAGACCAGCUGCCUCCUGCGCAUGGCCUGCGUCACCUCCCCCUCCGCGGCCUCCAUCCUCUCCAUGUUCCUCAUCUCGCUGGACCGCUACCUGGCCAUCAAGCUGCCCCUGCGCUACUCCCAGCUGGCGGGCCCGCGCACGGCCGCCGGCGCCCUGGUGGCGCUGUGGCUCGUCUCCUUCCUGGUGGGCUUCCUGCCCGGGAUGGUGCGCGAGCUGCAGCAGAGCGACUACAAAGGCUUCUGCACCUUCUUCUCGGUGAUCCGGCCCCAGGGCAUGAUCGUGGUUUUCUGCGCGGGCUUCUUCCCGGUGCUCUCCGUCUUCAUCUACUUCUACUGCGACAUCCUCAAGGUCGCCUGCGCCCACCAGCGCCAGAUCCGCCGGGCCAGGCUGGCCGGCUCCCGCCUGCCGCAGCCCGGCCACUUCGCUGGCCACAUGAAGGCCCUGCAGACCGUGGCCCUCCUGGUCGGCUGCUUCACCCUCUCCUGGUCCCCCUUCUUCGUGGCCAGCACGGUGCAGGCUCUCUGCCAGGACUGCCGGCUCUACCACGUCAUCGAGAACUACCUUUGGCUGCUGGGGCUCUCCAACUCCCUCAUCAACCCCCUGGUCUACGCCUGCUGGCAGAGGGAGGUGAGGCAGCAGCUCGGCGUGCUCUUUGCGACGGUCAAGGGCAGGAUCUCGCCCGCCGCUGCCGCCAUCGCCACCGGGAGGCGCCAGGCACCGUCGGCCACUGGGACCACAGAGCUCAGUCACACCCCUGUUCCCACGGUGCACUGCGGCGCGCCCGGGGAAGGACACGCCAGCGCACGGGGCUCUGUCUAACCCCUCCUGAGCAAGGGCACCAGGGGUACGCCCGCCGAUGGCAAGGGGGUGUCUGAGCUGGACGUAUUCCUGGAGAAAAAACAGGCGUUUCCUUUAGUUUCUACUCCUGUCCUGCCGUCUGACCCGGAGCUUCGCAAGUAAACAGCGGGAUUUGGGGAUACCAGCUGGCACGCUGUGCUUUCCGACUGCUCCUGCGGCCCAGCCGUACCGUCACGGGCUGAAAAGACCAGAUGGCUGUGUUUGCUUUUUCGCCGGGGUUCAUCAGUCAUGUUAAACACUUUGCUAAUUGACUUAAUCUUUUGCUUCUGCACUUUGUUCUGUUCUUCUAUUAAUAGCUAUCAAAAUAUACAAAGAGAGGUUUGCGAAAUGGCCAAAAACUUCUAAGCAAGCCCGCCAAAGGCAUGUCUUUCAGGUGCCCUCAGGCUACAGCACAAGAGGUAGUGUUUAGAAACUAGAUUUGGAAUGCCCAGGUAGGUACUGUUUGGCAGCACGAUGCAGUAAGGGGUCUGGAACAUUUUAUGUCACUGCAUUUGUGUGUGUUGGUGUAUCAGUGAUCCAUUACCUUAUACAAAGCCAGAGAAAUACCUGCUCAUCAAACAGCAUACACAACUAGCAUCAGCAGAGCACAUCUGUGGGCUGGUAAUGGCAGCAGGACUAAAAGCAUAUUCUGCAGGUGUUUGUGCUUCUCUAGAAUACCUUCCUGCUUCCUCAGGUUUUACCCCUUUCUUGCCUUGGUACACUGUCUCUUUAACCCUCCUCAGACUACUUCGACUUAAGGCAGUCAGUGGCACGGACUGGAGUGCCAAAUGCUCCAUCUCUCCCUUUCAAAUUGAUGUAAAUAGUAAAAACAAAACUGUCCUGUGGAGUCUCCCAUGUGUAAUCUUGCCACCUGGUUUAUGAAUGGGCGCAAACAACUUUCUUGUCAAAAGAGAAAUAAACUUCUUUGCACUGUG